UCAAGUCUCUCAGACUGACUAACAGCUGUCAGUCGUUUGUCUUCAUUAUUAUCAUCCUCUGGAUCACUGAACAGAAAUAAAGACUUGUCUUCCUCCCUGGAAGUUUCACUUUGGACUCUUCAGAAUGCAUCAGCUGGGGUUGUUAAGGGGAGUGUUGCUGUUUUGUUGUGCAGCAGCAUGUGAGUCUGCUAUGGUGAGAGAGUACUUCCUCAGGAUAGAGGAGGUGUCUUGGAACUAUGCUCCAACUGGGAAGAACGUUAUUCAAAACCGCACUCUGCAGGAGGAUGAAGAGGCUGCAGUGUUUUUACAGCGAGGCCCCCAGCGUAUCGGCUCCACCUACAAGAAGGCUGUGUAUAAACAGUACAGCGACGCCACCUACAGGACAGAGGUGGUUAAGGCGGCCUGGCUGGGCUACCUGGGACCCCUGUUGAUGGCUGAGGAGGGAGACACAUUGAUCAUCCACCUGAAGAAUGCAGCAUCCAGACCUUACAGCAUCCACCCACAUGGACUGAACUACAGCAAGGGCAAUGAGGGAGCUAUGUACCCAGACGGUACUGGUCCAGAGCUGAAACGUGACGACUCGGUUGCGGCUGGUGCAAGUGUGACAUAUAUGUGGACCCUCCCAGAGAGCCACAGCCCAACAGCAGAGGACAGAAACUGCAUGACCAGAUUCUACCACUCCCACCUCAACACGCCAAAAGACAUCAACACAGGACUGUUAGGGCCGCUCAUCGUCUGUAAGAAAGGAGCUCUGGACUUACAUGGAGACAGGUCAGGGGACUAUCUGUAUGCUCUGCUGUUCAUGGUGUCAGAUGAAAACUUCAGCUGGUACCUGGAUGACAACAUCAGGACACACAUUACAAGUCCUGCCAAAGGCCUGAAGGAGGAUGAGGAUUUCAUUGAGAGCAACAAAAUGCAUGGUAUAAACGGUUUUCUGUAUGGCAACCUUCCUGGAUUGAGCAUGUGCCAAGGCAACACAAUCCACUGGCAUAUGUUUGCCUUAGGCAAUGAGGUGGAUAUGCAUUCAGUUCAUUUCCACGGCCAGAUCCUGACUGUUCAGAACCACCACACAGACACAGUGAGUCUUUUCCCUGCCUCCAGCACUACAGCUGAAAUGGUAGCAGAUAACCCCGGACACUGGCUGCUGAGCUGCUCUGUCAAUGACCAUUUUAUGGCUGGAAUGCAGGCUAUAUUUGAGAUCAAGAAGUGUUUUCCUAAUGUCCACAAGCCACGGCCACAUGGUGAGCUUAGACCGUACUUCAUUGCUGCUGAAGAAGAAGUCUGGGACUACGCUCCUACGCUUCCUUCUGAUGGUGAAGCAGAGAAGUUUGUAACCAAAAGUCAGAGCCGUAUUGGAAGCCGUUAUAAGAAGGUUCGCUAUGUGGAGUAUACUGACAACACCUUCACAACAAAGAUGCUCCGCAGCCCAGAGGAGCAACACCUUGGAAUUCUGGGUCCUGUGCUGCGAGCUGAAGAGAAGGACACUAUCACAGUGGUGUUUAAGAACAAAGCCAGCCGGCCUUAUAGUAUGCAACCACAUGGUGUUCAGUACAGUAUAGAGCAUGACGGGACGCUCUAUCACAAUGAACUGGAAGAGUCACAUACAGCAAAGAAAUUGAGGGAGCUAAAAAGGGAACCAAGGGUGGUGACGCCUCUUCCAGCUGCUCUGGUCAAACCUGGGACGAUGCACACCUAUGAGUGGACGGUGCCAGUGGGUGCUGGUCCCGUACAAGGGGAGGCUGACUGUCUGACGUAUCUGUACUACUCUGGAGUGGACCCAGUUAAAGACACCCACUCUGGACUGGUUGGACCUCUCCUCAUCUGCCGUCCUCGAUCACUGAAGAAAGGAGUACAGAAAAACUAUAACAAAGAGUUUCACCUCCUGGCCACAAUAUUUGAUGAGAACCUGAGCUGGUACCUGGAUGACAACAUUAACUCCAUCAACCCUCGUCCAAUUGCUCUUAACAAGGAGGAUGAAGGCUUUAUAGAAAGCAACAAGAUGCACGCCAUCAAUGGCUAUAUUUAUAGGAACCUCCCCGGCCUGACCAUGUGUAAGGGGGAUAAAGUGACGUGGCACGUGUCAGGACUGGGUUCAGAGACUGACAUCAUCAGCCUUUACUUCCAAGGAAACCGAUUCAUCUACCGCCAGAACAGACGAGACACCAUCAGUGUCUUUCCUCACAUCUCACACACUGUCACUAUGGAGCCAGACAGCAUGGGUCAGUUUGAAGUGGUGUCAGCUACAGUGAACCAUUAUCGUAGUGGGAUGAGAGCCAACUACACGGUACAAAAGUGCAGCUUGUUACAGCGUCAGGGUGAGAUUAUGCUCCACUCAAAAACCUACUACAUCGCUGCAAUGGAAAUGGACUGGGACUACUCUCCAAACCGCACCUGGGAGACGGAGAUGUUCCGCGGUCAGGAGAGCCCUGCUACUGUCUUCCUGGACAAGCAGGGUGGGUUUAUAGGUUCCCGUUAUAAAAAGGUGGUCUACCGCCAGUUCACCAAUAACAAGUUCACCAAGCAGGUGGAUAGAGCAGCCGACAUGGAACACCUCGGCAUUAUGGGUCCAAUGAUUCAUGCUGAUGUGGGAGACAAGGUGACGGUGGUUUUUAAAAACAUGGCGUCCAGACCUUAUUCUAUUCACGCCCAUGGAGUCAAGACAGAAAACCCACAAGUACAUGUCACCCAACCAGGUGAGACUCACUCCUACCAGUGGUAUGUUAACAGUAACACAGGACCGACUGCAGAACAGGAGACGUGCUCUGUGUCAGCAUACUACUCCACUGCUGAUGUUACUAAGGACCUGUACAGCGGUCUGAUUGGUCCGUUGGUAAUCUGUGGUCGGAGCUGGGGCAGGACUCUUGGUGUGAAGAAGGAAGCAGAAGAGUUUGCGCUUCUGUUCCUGGUAUUUGAUGAGAAUGAAAGCUGGUAUCUGGAUGAAAAUAUCCGGACCCACAUCAGAAACCCUCGCACAAACUUGAAGGAUGAUGAAACCUUUAUAGAGAGCAACAAGAUGCACUCCAUUAAUGGUUAUAUGUAUGCCAAUCUGAUUGGUCUGAACAUGGAGGUGGGUGAUAAGGUGUACUGGUACCUGAUGGGAAUGGGCAAUGAGGUGGACAUACACACGGCACACUGGCAUGGGCACAGUGUAGAAUAUAAGCUGGGUGGAGGACCUCAUCGUACUGAUGUGUAUGAGCUGUUUCCAGCCACCUUCCAGACAGUAAAAAUGCGUCCUCAGUAUCCUGGUACCUGGCUGCUCCACUGUCACGUCACUGACCACAUUAAAGCAGGCAUGGAGGCAAUGUAUACCGUUACUGAGAAAGCAAAGAAGAGAGGAAUCUUUGGCUGAACAGUUGACAAAAAUGGAUUCAGAGAGAAAACAGCAGAGACAAGCAAAAUUUUCAUUUCAGUACCCAAUUCACUAAAUGCUGUUUGUAAAAUCUGCUUAAUAUGAACAGCUACUGAGAUAAUUACAGCUCAGAAGAAAAACAUCAGAAUCCAAGUCUUUUAUAUUUAAAAUGUACAUUUUUAAUAUGAUCUUACUGCUAAUGAUAUUAAUAUUUUCCAAAUGACAAAGAAGACUGAAAAAUGCUGAAAUUAAAACCUGAAAGAUAAUAACAGUUUUAUAGCUCUCUAUGUGUGUCCUGAAAGGACAGAAGUCAGACAGCAGGGGGCACUAUAGUCUGACAGUACAUUGUCAUUGCAUUGUUAGCGGGAACAAUAUAAUUUGUCUCACUAGUGAACAUUGUUGUUUGCAGCAAAGUGACAAUGACUUAAACUCAUCUAUAGGGAAAAUCUGUGUCCUGUGGAAGAGCCUUUGACUGUUUACAGACAGGAGGUAGGGAUGAACUGAAUUUUGAGCACAGAAAAAAACUGUUUUUUGGCUGUGGUCCUCGUAAAAGCUUAUUCAUCCAUGAUUUGCUGGACUGCGUCUCUUUCAUGUAAUGUGAUGGUCUGACCUCCUAAAAACAUGGUAC
Centropristis striata (black sea bass) is the source of this 3977-nucleotide messenger RNA. It is a transcript of the gene cp, whose product is annotated as ceruloplasmin. Gene Ontology annotation, cellular component: plasma membrane. The record is from RefSeq and is a predicted model, not a curated record. The transcript has 24 exons. Gene Ontology annotation, molecular function: copper ion binding; oxidoreductase activity. Bases 125 to 3349 code for a protein of 1074 amino acids. NCBI's taxonomy places the organism in Eukaryota, Metazoa, Chordata, Actinopteri, Perciformes, Serranidae. Gene Ontology annotation, biological process: iron ion transport.